AGAUGACGGUCUGCUGAGCUGUGACCUCUGGUCUGGUACCAGCUGUGGGUGCCACUCCAUUUUACCUGACACUUUGACAUGCUCCACUGUCCAUCCCAGAGAACACGUCCAGAAUAAGGUUUGGGUGCCACUGGCCGGCUCAGCCGCAGAAGGCCCGGGUCCCAGGUCCCUGGCCAGAGUAGGGCAGCCCCAUCCACCCAGGGCUGGCAGGAACGAGGGGAGGCACCAGCGGGCAGGCUGCAUCCAGUUGCUGUGCCAGGAGCUGCAGGCCUUGACCCGUAGGGACCCAGAGCUGCCCAGCACCUGGCCUGGAGCCCCACCUGUGUGCUCCCCCUGCUCAGUCUCCCCAGUGAGGCCUCAGGAGCCUGCAGGCAGGACCCAGGGCCUGGAGGGGCACCCACCCCAUAGGGCUGGCCACAGACAGCUGGAGCUUUCUGUUCCCCGUAAGUCAAGGUGCACCUCCCAAACCUUGCUCCCUGGCAGAGGCUCCUCCCCCACACACAAUCUUUCUGUCACUUAUGCUCCUCCCCUCCCCCAGCAGGGCCAGCACCCCAGCCCGUUUCCUCGCCUGCAUGGGGAUGCAGAGUUGCAGGAGUGCCCCGGGUUAGUCUGUCCACUUCCCCCUGCGUUCAUUCAGAGCAGAUGUAUGAAGCUUCCGUGUGCUGGACACUGGAUACCUGACACUGUCCAGGAGCCCCCAGAGGACCUGUGGAGAGGUGUUGGCCCCGCCCACUCAUGGCCAGGUCCCGCCCCUCCCGGCUUCUGAGGGGCUGAUUGGCUGCGGGCCAGGGUCUGGUUGCUGGGCGGGGCGCGCGGGAAUAAAUCUAGCUGAGCGCAGGACCAAACUCAGUCUGGACACGGAGCUGCGUCUCCCCACGCGCGGUGUCCCCGGAGCUCCGAACUUCCAACCCGGACCCCUGGGCAAUCGCCCGCACUACCCCCACCACCACCCCAUCAUGCACGGCCUCGGGCUCCUGCUGCUCAGUGUGCUGUGGCUGCAGGGUGAGUGAUGCGCAUCCCACUCUGGCUGGUUCGGUCACUUGGCCCUCUGUGUCCCCCACGGGGCUCAGGGCUGAUAUCUGGGAAUCAGGAGGAGCAGAGGUGGUCACUCAGCGGAGAGGCCCUGGGCAGCGGACACAGAACCUUCAAAAGGGAACUGUUGAGAACCGGCACCUGGCACUUCCUGCGCUGGAGGUGGGGGCUGGGGCAGGGACACAGCAGGGUGGAGGACCCUGCCGCUUCCCCUCCAUCCUGGGGCCCUGGGGAGAUAGCCCACCCUCACUGGGAUCCCCCAGCCUGGCAGGGAAGAGAGGACUGAGGACCAACGGCCUGGGGCCGAGGUGUGGGGGCACCAUGAGGCGGUCGUUGGCUGUGGGACAACUUCCAGGUCUGGGCUACGUGAGCUGCCUGCAGGCAGGGGUGGGGGCUGCCAGGUCCCAGCUCAAGGCAGUUCUGUGGUUAGUUGAGAAGUAUAAACCACAGGUGCUGGGUGGGCAGACCCGCCCCCUCCGGGGCCAGUGCGCAUCCUCAGUUCCUGAGCAAGAUGUCUGGGCCACCCUGAGCACGGGGCAGCCUGGUGGGCCCCUGGAAGGGCUGGCGCCGGGCAGGAUCCCUGGGCACUGCCAGGCACAAGUCUGCCUGGCUUCACCCAGGGUGGGGGUCUGAUGGUCUUUUUAAUGCUGAGCUCCUACUUGGGCUUGGGAGCUCGACCUCAGACCUCAGUUUCCAGGCGAUUCCUUGUGGGGAGGGAGCCCCAGGGCCAGAGAGUGCCCGUGCGCCUGCUCACGCCGGGGGCUCUCCCGCAGUGGUCGCCCCCAGGGCCGCUCUGCCCCACGUGGAGCAGUACGAGGUGGUGCAGCCCCGGCGCCUGCCAGGAACCCGCACCCGCCGAGCCCUGCCCUCCCACUUGGGCCUGUACCCAGAGAGCGUGAGCUAUAUCCUGGGGGCCCGAGGGCACAACUACACCCUGCACCUUCGGAAGAACAGGGACCUGGUGGGCUCAGGCUACAUGGAGACCUACGUGGCUGACAAUGGCUCCCAGGUGACCGAGCAGCUGCAGAGGCAGGAUCACUGCUUCUACCAGGGCCACGUGGAGGGGUACCAGCACUCCGCCGCCAGCCUCAGCACCUGUGCUGGUCUCAGGGGCUUCUUCCAGGCCGGCUCCGCUUUCCACCUGAUUGAGCCCCUGGAAGUGGGCGGGGAGGAGGAGCAGCACGCGCUGUACCAGGCAAGGCAUCUGCGGCAGAAGGCUGGCACCUGUGGGGUCAGCGACAGCAACCUGCAGAGCGCCUUGGGGCCGCGGAUCUCGGCAGCCUUCAGGCCCCGGAACUGGCCACUAUCCCGAGAGACCCGCUACGUGGAGCUGUACGUGGUCACGGACAGCACAGAGUUCCAACAGCUGGGGAGCAGAGAAGCCGUGCGCAGGCGGGUGCUGGAGGUGGUGAACCACGUGGACAAGCUUUAUCAAGAACUGAAUUUCCGUGUGGUGCUGGUGGGCCUGGAGAUCUGGAACAGUGGGGACAAGAUUCACAUCAGCUCCCAGGCCAACGCCACCCUGGAGAACUUCCUGGCCUGGCAGGCUCGGGAACUGGCAGGGCGCCGCCCCCACGACAACGCGCAGCUCAUCACAGGGAUUGACUUCACCGGGACCACCGUGGGACUGGCCAAGGUGUCCGCCAUGUGCUUCCAGGGCUCGGGGGCUGUGAACCAGGACCACAGCCCGAACCCCAUUGGCGUGGCGAGCACCAUGGCCCACGAGAUGGGCCACAACCUGGGCAUGGACCACGAUGAGAAUGUGCAGGGCUGCUACUGCCCCGUGCCACGGUCCGACGGUGGCUGCAUCAUGGCGGCCAGCAUUGGCUCCAAGUUCCCCAGAAAGUUCAGCCAGUGCAGCCAGACCGACCUGGAGACGUUUGUGGAGAAGCCGAGGACGGCCUGCCUGGUGAACCCCCCGGACCUCAGCCGGCUGGUGGGCGGCCCUGUGUGUGGGAACCGGUUUGUGGAGCACGGGGAGCAGUGCGACUGUGGCUCGCCCCAGGACUGCCAGAACCACUGCUGCAAUGCCACCACCUGCCUGCUGGCCGAGGGGGCCGAGUGUGCCCACGGCGCCUGCUGCCAUGAGUGCAGGGUGAAGCCAGCUGGAGAGCCCUGCCGCCCCGAGAAGGACUUAUGUGACCUCGGGGAGUACUGUGACGGCCAGCAGCCAGCCUGUCCGGAGGACGCCUUCCAGGAGAAUGGCACGCCCUGCCCUGGGGGCUACUGCUACAACGGGAAGUGCCCCACACUGGCCCAGAGGUGCCGGGACCUGUGGGGGCCAGGCACUCAGGUUGCCGCGGAGAUGUGCUACACCCACAGCAUCUCCUCAGGCUGCAGCAGCGGGAUCCCCCUCAGGGUCAACAUGUGUGGCACUCUGCUCUGCGAGGGCGGGCAGAAGCCCCUGGAGCGAGGUUCCUGCACCAUCUACUCCCGCAUGGGCGCCUGCCAGGCUCUGCGCCAGGACGACAGCACUGCCUACGAGCCGGUGCCUGAAGGCGCCAGGUGCGGGGAGGAGAAGGUUUGCUGGAAAGGACUCUGCCGGGACUUUCACGUUUACAGAUCCAGAAACUGCUCUGCCCGGUGCAGCAACCACGGGGUGUGCAAUCACAAGGACCAGUGCCACUGCCACCCUGGCUGGGCCCCACCCUACUGCGCAGAGCUGCUGUCCGAUGUGCGCACAGCAUCCAGCAGCUUCCAGAUGGGCGUGCUGGUUCCUGUGGUGCUCCUGGUGGUUCUGGCACUCACCGUGGCAGGAGUGGUCAUCUAUCGCAAGGGCUGGAGCCCAGUCCGGAAGAGGAAUGUGGCGCCCAAGACGGCUGUGGGGCUCUCCAACCCUCUCUUCCAUGAGAGGAACAGCUCACCAGUGAAGGGCAGGGUUACAGCUCCCCCCAAGGGGCCCCCAGAACCGAUCCUCACGUCCCGUCCCUGCCAACCCCCCAGGCCCACGGCCUCUGUGGUGACCCCUAAACGGCCUCCCCCUGCUCGCCCAGCUGCCAUGUCCAGCCCACUCUGCCCAGUCCCUGUGUACACCCAGCAGGCCCCAGACCAGCCCAGACCUGCUCCUCCCGCCAAGCCCCUGCCAGCGCUGAAGCCCAAACAGGUCAUCAAGCCAACUUGCACGCCCCCGUUGCCACCCGUCAAGCCUGGGGCGGGGGAGGCCAAGCUUGGACCCAGUCAGGGAGCUGUUGGCCCAAAGGUUGCUCUGAAACCCCUCAUCCAGAGGAGGUGAUGGGGCCCAAGCUCAGAGCACCCUGGGGGCAUCUGUGUACCAGUCCGGACGUUGCCUGUGGUUCACGGGACCUUGCCACCCGCACGGCAGAUGCAGCCCCCUGGCCCCAGGCCCUCUGUGCUCUUGCGCCCACUGUGAGAAGUCCUAAGAGAAGCGCCAUCUCCUCGUGGCCGGGGUCACUCUUCGGCAUCCCAGGGUCACAGCCAAGGGCCUCUCCCCCUGGCCUCGGGAAUGGGUCACCUAUGCUCUUUCCUGGGGUCAGUCCAGUCCCUCCUCACCCACGUGUCUCCAGACAGCCACUGGGGUCUUGUCUGGGUCUUUGAAACCUCAGGUGCACAUUCAGCAGGGCUGAAAGCGUUGAAUUUUUUUGUAUUUUAUGAUUAAGUUCUUGAUCAAGUUCUAAAUGAGGGGAGAUUUUUACUAGAUCAGUGAAAAAUGGUGCGGCGAAACAAUGUGGAGUUUAUAAGAUUGAAGGGUCUGACGCUUAUUAAAAUAAAACGUCUACUGUAAAUGAAUAAA
Vicugna pacos (alpaca) is the source of this 4783-nucleotide messenger RNA. The record is from RefSeq and is a predicted model, not a curated record. NCBI's taxonomy places the organism in Eukaryota, Metazoa, Chordata, Mammalia, Artiodactyla, Camelidae.